AUGGAAAGUAGCAGUAGCCAUAGGUCUCUGCUGCAUGCGAGCAACGGAACGUCGUUUUCGGCAUGGAUCGUUUUAUUCUUUGCCGUAUUAUUGAACAUGUCUAUCAAUUUGAGAUGGUCCACUUUCAGUCCUGUUGCUUCUGUGGCGGCUGACUAUAUGCAAGUCAAUCUCUCUGCCAUUACUUGGCUGUCCAAUUGCGCUACUUUGAUUUAUAUUGCCAUUGGUUUUUGUACAGGUUGGAUAUUUGAAAAAUACGGUAUCAAAACCAGUUUUAUUUUAGCUGCUGUAACAAAUAUUGCAGGGUCUUGGAUCAGAUAUUUCGGUACAUUUGCGCCUGUGCACCAAAGAUAUGGUAUCAUCAUGUUUGGACAGUGUCUAGCAUCCGUAGCAGAGCCUUUUAUUAUGAACAUUGGUACACACGUAACCGUAAGUACUGUAAAGCCCUUUUUCGUUCUUUUGAUCGUAGCUUGUAUCUCUACAGCUUGUGGUAUUCCGUUCCUUUUCCUUCCUGCUGGUCCAAAGGUGCCACCUUCCGAAAGUGCCAAAGUCCAGCGUCUCACUUUCCGAAAGAGUCUGAAGCUCUUACUCUCUAAUCGCAAUUACAUCCUUUUGGUGUUUGUCUUCAGUAUCGGUUUCUGUAUGUACGCCUCCAUCAUGGCUAUUACCAAUUACAUUUUCACACCGUAUGGCUACAGUAACAAGGAUGUCGGUUUGGCCAGUUUUGUACGUAUCAUGAGUGGUGUCGGUGACCUCGUCAAUACAUAUGCUUUCAUGUUUGUCUCUUGUUUCCUCCAUGGCUUCUUUGUCUUUUUAAUUUUUCCCGUGUCCUUGGAACUGGCUGCUGAAGUCACUUUUCCAGUACCUGAAGCCGUCAGUGCCUCCAUCCUUUGUUUAUUCUGCCAAAUUGGCUCUUUUGUGACCACCUACGUUUUGGACGCAUUAAGGGAUACCAGUCCUACCGCCCAUCCACCAGGUAAUAUGAAACAUGCUUUAAUUUAUGCCCUUGUUUUGUCUGUCUGCGGUGCCAUCCCGUCGGUCUUCCUGAAGCGAGAUUUGAGGCGUCUUCACCAUGACAGAGAAGGUUAUCCUGCGGAACAGCAACCAUCGUCUCAAGAAGAGGCAAUAGAAAGAAACAAUGAUCUCCUCCAUGAGCAUCAGCAGCAGCAAAACAUAGCAUCAUCGCCGUCAGAAAAUUUGCAUGAUAUUCUUACGACCGCUAAGUCGUGA
Messenger RNA from Mycotypha africana, 1227 nucleotides. Its product is annotated as major facilitator superfamily domain-containing protein. Gene Ontology annotation, cellular component: membrane. The transcript is spliced from 6 exons. Bases 1 to 1227 code for a protein of 408 amino acids. Lineage: Eukaryota; Fungi; Mucoromycota; Mucoromycetes; Mucorales; Mycotyphaceae. The record is from RefSeq and is a predicted model, not a curated record.